GGAGGGAAUCAGCAGUUUUUGCGCCGAUUAAGUUAGGUUAUGUUUAUUAUUGACAUGAAGAGAGAGUGCCUAAAUAAUCAUAAUUGGAUUAAACUGGUUGAAGGCACAUUAAAUAUUUAAAAAAAAAAGACAUGAAGAGAGAGACAGACCUGAUAUUUUUUAAUUAACAUAUGGUGAUCCUGUAUUUUAUGAGCUCACAUGUAUCUUUAUAUGAGUUUAUUCUUUUUAAGAAAAUUUUCCAGAAAAUUAUUAAGAAUAAAAGUUGUAUAGAAGAUAAUUUAAUCUAAAAUACAUACACACGUACGUCAUGGAUGAAAUUGAUUAUAAGUUAAAAACACAAAAUCCUACUUUGGUAUCACAUGCGAUAUCCAAAUUGAUUGAUGCGAUCAAGAAAAAAUUAGAGACAGAAGAAAAGGAUAUUUCCAAAAUAGCAGAAUUUAAAUUGCUCUCAUCUAAAUGCAACAGCAAUGAUUUUAUAGUCAGUACAUCUGCAUGCCAAGCAUUGAUUGUGCUUGUUGAAACCGGAUUAUGGGAUGUCAGAUCUGCAUUAGCAAGCUUCAUGGCAUGCCUGUCUUCCUCAAAAAAUUAUCAAGCAAUUACUAUAGCUGUGAGUCAACUAUUGAUAUUGGAUUGGAAAAUACGGGAUGAACAUAACGAAUAUACUCUUCAAGUGCCUACACAGCAUCCAUUUAUUACAAUCUUGAAUCAGGAAAAACUCAGCUGGAGAUCUGUGUUGAAUCAAAUGAAACUCAUCAUGCAUCAUUAUGAUAAACAUGCUAUGGAACAAAGCUUAACGUUAUUACGACCUGUAUUCAUGUACAUAUUGUGCAAUCCCUCCAUGGAUUUAUGCGAGAGCUGCAAACAUGAGGCAUGGCAACUUCUAAUUAAAUCUAGUAACACUUUGGAUUUACAAGCAGAAAUUUUAUUCUGGUUGUGUACAAAUCGGAUAGAUACCUGCGUCGAUGCGAAUUGUCGAGUACUUGAGUUUGCAGAAGUAACGUUGUUGAAAGGAGACAAAGAGUAUUGUACAGCUUUAAUACCUUUAAUCGCGUCCUUGACAAUACAGCUUUUGGAAUAUGGAUAUGAACCAAUGCAAAAUUUUUGUACAAUAUUGGAUCUGAUCAAACAGUCUAAUGAUUAUAUAGGAAAUAUCACAAUACCUAUGAUGGCAGAAAUAAUCUUGGUAUGCCCUGCAGCUUAUUUAUUCAGCGCUCUUCAAAUAUGUACAGUCAUCAUGGACAAGAUGCCGUGUAACAUCAUAUUAUUAAAUGCAUUAGCUGCAUCCUUAUUAAAGUGGCUGGCUUAUCCUUCACUAUUAUGUUCUGAUGCGUUAGCGGUAGCAAAAGAGUUAUUAAUCAGAAUCAUGUCACAAACACAAACAGACAAUGAUAAUAUCUCAAACAAAACGCUACUCAUGUUCAGUCAUAGCAAUAGAUACAUUCAAUUUUAUAUAGAACUCAUUCGCAGUCUGUAUUCCUUGGAAAAUGACAUCCUAUCGUGGUUGGAAAACUUAUCACUCGCACCGAUCGAUCUAAGAUACAUGUGCAAGCUUAUCUUGUGUGGAAUCUUUCUUUAUAGCAACGAACCUGGCAUUGUACAAAAAACCUGCGAUAUUCUCGUACAAAUAGCGCGGGAAAUCAACUCUUUCGCGUCACACGUUCUAUCUCUGUUGUUGCAUAAAUUAACUAAGUCUCACGACAGUUAUACCUUGAAGCAUCUGUUGCUAGCCAUUCCCGAGUGCGCUAUGUCCAAGGAGAAUUUGCCAAUUAUCAUGCACACAUUGAACACGAUGUUGAACAGCGGCAAACCGUUAAAAUACUUCGCAAUCCAGCUUUAUACAAAGGCGUUAGAGAAGGAACCGCGCUGCUACCGCUUUAUAUCCGCUGCUCUGAUGGAUACUAUGGAGACUGAUCGCAGUUGGCAUUCGGAUGUGACUUGCGCUCAGGCGAUUAAAUACAUUUGCGAGAAUCGACCCGAGCACGGCGAAGAACUUGUACCGUUGCUAUCGCAGAUCCUGAACCGAUGCGUCGAUUUGAAUGGCAGUGCUGCUAGUGCACUCGCACUCAACAGCAUUUCUGCCCUGUGCAAAUCUGCGGUGAUAGGCAUCUACUCCACUUGGAAAGUAUUAGCGCCAAAGAUGCGCAAAGAAAAACGUACUAUAGUUCUGGAGAGUCUUUGCGAGCUUUUUGCGGACAUUCCUUCGUAUCCAUUUCGCGCGAGCGAUGACUACGAUGCAUUCAUCGUUGAUAUCGUAACACAUUUAUGGAAUUACGCAAUUUGCGAAGACACGAGGAUCGCGGAAGCGGCGUUCAAAGCAUUGAGAUCUUACCAUUUGGAACGAAUUCCUUUAAGCGCUUUGCCCUCGGAUUUUCGAGCAGAUCUCGUAGUAUCUCGCGCUUAUCCCGAAAAGACGACUGAUGAAAUUGACAAGCCCGAGGAUGUGUUGUCAUAUAUACCGGGUACUUGUUGGAUUCAGAUGUUAAAAAAGGUGAACAGAAACAUUUUAUCAGCAGCCGGGGAUCUUUUAAUUUUUUACAUCGAGAACGAAUUGAGCGGCUUCAGGUCGCGAAUAUACUCUUGGCCACAAGGAGAACCAUACAAUUACAAGUAUUUGCCGGAAAGAAGCGUGAUAAGGGCUAUUGGUGAAUAUCUAAGGCGAAGUAAUAAAGCGGAUCCAAGCAGUCAGAAAAUUAUGGUGGAAUGUUUGCGCAUAUUUGCUCAUAAGUACAAAAAACCAUUACCGAACAUAAAAUGGAAUUUCUUGAAUGAAACCAUGCAGAUAUCGGAGGAAGCUAAAGAGUACAGUCUGUCCAUCGCGAGUCGUCAUUGUCAAAUCUCUGUAUCGGCGAAAUUGCUCAUAGAGGAUUUUUUAUCGAUGUACACAUCUGCAUCAGAAGCUGGUCGAUUGUUGCUAAAUGAGAAACAUUUAGUGCUUUAUUCGAAUCUCGACGAGCUGUGUCAAGCCAUUCAGCCCAAUUCCUUGAGACAAUUUCUCGAGACUUCUCUCGAGUAUAUCAUUGAAAAAAUCUCAUUCAAUGACGAAAGAUCGGUCAAUUUGUUCAAUCGCGUUGUCUCUUCGUACGCCACUGCUUUGAAAAGCAACGUGAUACUUAUAGGAAAUCGCACACUGCUGACCAGUAUGUUGGAAGAGAUAUUAAAGAAAGUCGAUUUAACAUCUAAAUAUUUCGAGAACUAUCUUACAGCCGUAAUGGAAUUAUUGGACAAAGAUAUCGAAAGAAUGACAUCACCUAGCAUCUGGUUUGAAGUAACGCCAAAAAAACUGAAGAAUGCCAUCACUGUUAGAACUGAAGUAGCAUUCAGAGAAUUCAAUUCUAUAACUCUAUUCAACUCACCAAUCACUUGGCUAAAUGAACCUAUCAAUACGGCUGCAUCUAAUUCUGAGAUGCAAAAAUAUUUCUUAGAAAAUAUACAAAGAGUGCAAACUAACUUAAGAUUAUUGAAAUCCUGUGAUCUUGAAUCCCAAAAAGAUUGGAUUUUAAGUUUUAUGAGUCACAUUGAUGCACUUGUAGUGGAAAAAUCACAUGAUAAAAACAAUAUAAUCUUUUUCUGUGACAUUUUAUUCGUCUCGAUUAUCUGUUUAUCUGGCAUGGAUUGCCUGUUGCCAAAAAAAGAAUUAUUAAUUAGUUUGCAAGAUGAGAGGAUAAGAUUGUUUCCACAGGCCAUUUCUGUGCUUAUUGACCGGCAAAUGUGGAAAUCGAUAUCUUGUCAGAUUAUGAAAUGGCUAAAUCACAUGAGGACCAGUUCUGUACCUGAUGUGUAUAUAUCUGCGUUUCAAAGCGCAUUAAUUUUAUUAAGGCAUGAAGAAGACUAUAAUUUACAGUGGACAAAUUACUUGUCAGUCAAAACUUAUAUUCCCACAUAUAAUUAAAAAAUGUAUUUACAUAAAAUAUUUUUAUAUAA
Messenger RNA from Camponotus floridanus (Florida carpenter ant), 3921 nucleotides. Its product is annotated as focadhesin. NCBI's taxonomy places the organism in Eukaryota, Metazoa, Arthropoda, Insecta, Hymenoptera, Formicidae. Bases 308 to 3889 code for a protein of 1193 amino acids. The record is from RefSeq and is a predicted model, not a curated record. The transcript is spliced from 9 exons. Gene Ontology annotation, biological process: regulation of post-transcriptional gene silencing.